UAGUGGAUUUCUUUCCCUUUUUACUUUUUCAUUUUGCCGUAAUUUCCUUGAGGAAUGGAUGUCCUGGGCUGUAAGGGGAUUUGGUAUACUUCAUGAUGGUGGCUUUCUCUCAGACGUUCUUGGGUUUUAAACUGAGCAAGGGCCAUACGUUCUCUCUGCUCCAGCCUGGCCAGGCCCAGUCUGCUACUUACUUUGGAUUCCUACUGCUCACCUUGAAGGGACUCUUUAACUUACUGAGUUUACUCAUUCAUAUCUAUGCCAAAAAAAAACCCACUUCACACAGAAGCCGACUUUGAAAGUGUCAGCGGGUAAUACGUCAGUCUGGCUUAACUUUCUCUUGAGUUUGGAGAUCUAAUUGGAAGGGACAAGGGAGUGAUUUGUUGACUGAGGCAAUUUGACAUAUAUUAUCUCAUUUAAACACCCAGAAGAAACCCUGCAAGGGAGGUCAUAUGCUUUAGGAAGCUGACACUCAGAAAAAUGAAGUAAAUUGCAGAGUUUCCGUGCUCUAGAAUUAUAGUCUCUAUCAGCAGAUGCCACGCGUGUCUUCUUCCUGACUCUGUUGCCUUCUUCUUCCUCGCACGCGUGAAAUGGCUUCCAUUGGGAGAUCCACGCACCAUCUUUUCAGGCAAGAGGAAGGUGAAGGAUGAGGGACAAAAGAUGAUCAACAGACAAGCUAGCCACAUCCUUUUUUCUUCCUGGAUGUCCUGUGUGGUGAUUUCAACUUAACAUCUCAUAAGUUAGCAUCACAAGGCCAUCCUUUCUGCAAGGGAACCUGAAAAUGUGCAGUGUGUUUUGUUUCAUUUUGUUUUAAGCUGGGCACAUUGCCGCUCCCAUAAAAAUACAUUCUGUAGGUACAGCAGUGGGGGAGAAAUGUUAUUAAAUAGGCCGUUGGCAGUCUUUGUCUCAAGAGGUCAUUCUGAUACGAUGAAACAUUUCUGGUCUAAACUCUCCUAGGUCUUGCUUUUCCUCAUUUCAAAUGAAUUUGAUAGAAUAAAGGUUACUGCCCUUCUCUAAUCUCCUGGUACAAGACAGAGAUCCCACAGAUAGAAUUACUUCCAUCUGGCUUCCAUGCUCAAACAAGGUGCAUGCCAGGGCGGAGUGGUGACUGCUUGAUGUCCACAGCCAAAUGUGGGGAGGUGUGAUGGCAUUCCAAGGCUUCUAGCUGUAUAUUAGCAACAGGUGUCUGUGUAGACCAGCCAGCAGUCCCUUUGGUGAGGGCACCGGGAGGCCACUUGGAACGGCUGGAUGGCAUCAGCUUGCAGAGACGAGUGUAGCAUAUGUCGGAGCGCUAGCUGGAUGGGGAACUCUCUGGCGUCCUCCAGGUGACUCCUGUUCAGUCCGCAGUUAGCUUCCAUCUUCCAGUCGCCAUUCCCUGUGGCUUUCCUUGAUCCCCUGCCCACAUGCCCCAGGCCCGGGUGAGACCGGCUAUGGUGUAAGGAGAAGAAGUCAUGCCUCCAAAAGGUCCUACAGGUAUGGAUCUCUGGCAGGUGCUGUUGACCUUGGCAGUGGCAGGCUCGAGCAAUGCUGUUUCUGGGAGUGAAGCCACACCAGCGAUCCUUGGCAGAGCAUCCCAGAGUCUGCAAAGGGUUAAUCCAGGCCCAGGGACAAAUUCUUCUGGGAAGCCUCAGUUCACCAAGUGCCGUUCACCUGAACUAGAGACUUUUUCAUGCCACUGGACCGAUGGGGUUAAUCAUGGUUUGAAGAAGCCAGGAUCCAUACAGCUGUUCUAUAUUAGAAGGAGCACUCAAGAAUGGACUCAAGAAUGGAAAGAAUGCCCUGAUUAUGUCUCUGCUGGAGAAAACAGCUGCUACUUUAAUUCAUCUUAUACCUCCAUUUGGAUUCCCUACUGUAUCAAGCUAACCAGCAAUGGUGGCACGGUGGAUCAAAAGUGUUUCUCCGUUGAGGAAAUAGUGCAACCGGAUCCACCCAUCGGCCUCAACUGGACUUUACUGAAUGUCAGUUUAACGGGGAUUCAUGCAGAUAUCCAAGUGAGAUGGGAACCACCACCCAAUGCAGAUGUUCGGAAGGGAUGGAUAGUCCUGGAGUAUGAACUGCAGUACAAAGAAGUAAACGAGUCCCAGUGGAAAAUGAUGGACCCUGUACGGUCAACAUCAGUUCCCGUUUACUCAUUGAGGCUAGACAAAGAAUAUGAAGUGCGUGUGAGAUCCAGACAACGAAAUUCUGAAAAGUACGGCGAGUUCAGUGAGGCGCUGUAUGUAGCACUUCCUCAGAUGAGCCCAUUUGCAUGUGAAGAAGAUUUCCCAUUUCCAUGGUUCUUAAUUAUUAUCUUUGGAAUAUUUGGGCUAACGAUGAUAUUAUUUUUAUUCAUAUUUUCUAAACAGCAAAGGAUUAAGAUGCUGAUUCUUCCCCCUGUUCCAGUUCCAAAGAUUAAAGGAAUUGAUCCAGAUCUCCUCAAGGAAGGAAAAUUAGAAGAGGUGAACACAAUCCUAGCCAUUCAUGACAACUAUAAACCUGAAUUCUACAACGAUGACUCUUGGGUUGAAUUCAUUGAGCUGGAUAUUGAUGACCCAGAAGAAAAGACUGAAGGAUCAGACACAGACAGACUUCUCAGCAAUGACCAUGAGAAGUCACUUAACAUCCUUGGGGCAAAGGAUGAUGACUCUGGACGUACCAGCUGUUAUGAACCUGACCUUCUGGAGACUGACUUCAAUGCCAGUGACGUGUGUGACAGUACUUCAGAGGUUGCUCAGCCACAGAGGUUAAAAGGGGAAGUAGAUCUCUUGUGCCUUGACCAGAAGAGUCAAAAUAACUCACCCUCUGCUGAUACUGCCCCUACCACUCAGCAGCCCAGUGUGAUCCUGGCAAAGGAAGACAAACCAAGACCACUUCUUAUCAGUGGAUCUGAGUCAACUCAUCAAGCUGCCCAUCCUCAGCUGAGCAAUCCAAGUUCACUGGCGAACAUUGACUUUUAUGCCCAGGUAAGCGACAUUACUCCAGCCGGGAGUGUGGUCCUUUCCCCGGGCCAAAAGAAUAAGGCAGGGAUGUCCCCAUGUGACAGUACUCCGGAAGUGGUCUCACUCUGCCAAGCGAACUUCAUCAUGGACAGUGCCUACUUCUGCGAGGCAGAUGCCAAAAAGUGCAUCACUGUGGCCCCUCCCGUCGAGGCUGAAUCACGUGCAGAGCCCAUCUUUAACCAGGAAGACAUUUACAUCACCACAGAAAGCCUUACCACUACCGCUGGCCAAUCUGGGACAGCAGAGCUGGCUCCAAGCUCGGAGAGGCCCGUCCCGGACUACACCUCCAUUCACAUCGUGCAGUCUCCGCGGGGCCUCGUGCUCAAUGCCACGGCCUUGCCCUUGCCUGACAAAGAGUUUCUCUCAUCGUGCGGCUACGUGAGCACAGACCAACUGAACAAAAUCAUGCCAUAGCCUUUCUCGGGUUUCCCACAAGGUCCGUAUUUAAUGGUAAAGAGUUGGCUAGGGCGUGAGUGCUUAAACCAAAACAAUGUUUAAACUUUUCCGGGGGGGAUAGGGGAGUGGAUUCUAAAUGCCUUUUCCUGAAAUGUUGAAACAUGAUAUUAAAAAAGAGAAGAAGAAGAAGGCCUAAUGAGAUCGAUAUUCCUAUUGUGAAUUGUAAAUAUUUUUAAAGAACUGUCUCAAAGACUGUUUAGUGGCGGUGAUUGUCUUGUUAAUGUGGGUGUUAAUUUUGUGAUACUAAGCAUAGAAUGGCUGUUUUUAAUGUAUAGUGAAUCAUGCUUUUUGAAAAAAGCGAAAAAUCAGGUGGCUUUUGCAGUUCAGGAAAAUGGAAUGCAAAUCAGAGCACAGGCUAAUUUUUUUUUAAGUAAUUGGGAACUAAAAUUAUAGGUAAGAAGGCAAAAAAAAUAGUUUGGAUAUGUGAAACAUUUAUUUUGACAUAAAAUUUAUAAAGAUAUUUUUAAUAAUUUACACUUCAAGCAUGGCUAUUUUCUAUCACACGAUACACUGUGUACUGUAGUUCAUGCAGACCCCUGGAAAGAAUGUAGCAACUACAGUCGAAAGCUAGUUUACUGCUUUGGUCAGUACACCUAACGAAAAACAAAUAAACAAGUUAGUUUUUUACCAGGCCCUUUUUAUACCUCCCUAACCCCCUUAAACAGUUCUGAAAUGAUUGUAGUUACCUGUAUUACUGGAACAGGCAUAUCUUAUUUAAAUUUUUUAAAAACUAUUUGUUAGUAGAGAAAACUUAAAGACAGAGGCACCUGUCAAACCAAAACAGGCAGACAAAAAACUCUUUUCUUGCCCAAAUUUUGGUUCCUGUCAGAAAGCUCCAUACUAGGAGACGUGGGAAGGCGAGCCAGGCCCUCGGGGCAGGCUGCUUCGGUGCUCGGUGCUUGGGCUGCAUGUGGAGGGAGUUUUGGGGGCGGGCAGAUCUUGAGGGGUAGGCCCCAGAACCUCUAUUGUAGCAUCUCUUCAGACAGGACUUGAUUUUGUUACAUGGUUACCGAAGAAGGAAAUAAAGUACAAGAAGCAUUUUGUAAGUUGAAGCAGGUGGAAGCGAAGUUAAACCAGAUCGUGGAAUAAAAAUUUCGAGAAAGAGGUUUUUGUUUCAAAGCCGAUAGCCAGACAUAGACCCGCUCUUCCUGGUAACAAGAAACAGACGGAACGAGAUUUUAAAUCCCCACCGAGAAGUCAGAAAUUUCUUAAACCCAUAGCGGAAAUUUUCUUCCUCACCAAACCCUUUCUUGGGUUUAUUUGAAGUAGCAGACAAAGAAGUCUCCUCAUUUUUUAUUUCCCCUCUGAGUGGCUUGGCCUCAAAACGGCUAGUCAGAAGAAAAAGAAGGGGCCUGAAGUAAGGUAUAAAUUAUUGUUCAGUCCCUUAGUAAUCUCAGCACCAUUCGUAGGAGCUUCGGGAUCGCUCCCCAAAAGGUUUGUCAAAGGAGAAGACUCUCAUCUCACUGAAGAAUGCUUCUCACUUUAAGUUUGGUUUUGUUUUCUUUUUUUCUUUUUUUUUUUUUUUUACAUUUAGUGAAACUUUAAAGUUAGCUGUAACUUAAAUAGUAUUUGCCAUUUAGCUCAGACCUUUUUAGGAAACAGGCUUAAUGGUUGGUAAUUUUAAAUUCCCUCUUUCUUGCAGGAAGGACAGUGAAAAGCUAGAACUGGGUGUUCCAAGUUCAACAUGUUACUUUGUAAUAGGUGUUUAAUAGGUUUUCUGCUACCUUGCUGCUAUGGUUUUCUCUAAGAGCUAUGUAAUUUAGUUUCAUAUACAAUUUCAUCGGUGUAGAACCUAAUUCAACUUAAAACUGUGUGCUUGGGAAAACUAUCUUACUAUUUCACAAUAGGCUGACAACAAUUUCUAUAGCCAAAAAUAGCUAAAUACCUCAAUCAGUCUCAGAAUGUCAUUUUGGUACUUUGCUGGCCACACAAGCCAUUAUUCACUAGUAUGACUAGUUGUGUCCUGCAGUUUAUAUUUAACUUUCCUUAUGUCUGUGGAUUUUUUUCCUUCAAAGUUUAAUAAAUUUAUUUUCUUGGA
Mustela erminea (ermine) is the source of this 5469-nucleotide messenger RNA. It is a transcript of the gene GHR, whose product is annotated as growth hormone receptor. The record is from RefSeq and is a predicted model, not a curated record. The transcript is spliced from 10 exons. Gene Ontology annotation, cellular component: membrane; external side of plasma membrane; cytosol. Gene Ontology annotation, molecular function: peptide hormone binding; growth hormone receptor activity; cytokine binding. Gene Ontology annotation, biological process: positive regulation of peptidyl-tyrosine phosphorylation; positive regulation of receptor signaling pathway via JAK-STAT; growth hormone receptor signaling pathway. The coding region runs from base 1449 to 3389 and encodes 646 amino acids. Lineage: Eukaryota; Metazoa; Chordata; Mammalia; Carnivora; Mustelidae.